Megachile rotundata (alfalfa leafcutting bee) is the source of this 1036-nucleotide messenger RNA. It is a transcript of the gene Pef, whose product is annotated as penta-EF-hand domain containing protein peflin. The record is from RefSeq and is a predicted model, not a curated record. NCBI's taxonomy places the organism in Eukaryota, Metazoa, Arthropoda, Insecta, Hymenoptera, Megachilidae. Gene Ontology annotation, molecular function: calcium ion binding.
UACGCGGCAAAAAUGAAAUCUUGUUGUUUGGCAUGAUGAUUGAGAGUUUGUAUAUGUAUAUCACAUAUGCAGUAAAUGCAGUAGGGCGUAAAGUAGUAGUUCACUGACAGUAUAAUUUAAUUCUGUUUGAUAGCAGAGAAUAAACUGAUGGUAUGGCAUAUCCAGGCUCAAUGUAUGGUGCAACUGAUCCACAAUCUCAAGUAUCUCCAGAAGUGCAACAGUGGUUUGCUGCUGUUGAUAGAGACGGUAGUGGAAGAAUAACUGCUACAGAAUUAAAAGCUGCCUUAGCAAAUGGACAAGGAGGGACAUUUUCAGAUACUGCCUGCAAAUUAAUGAUUGGCAUGUUUGACAAAGAAAAGAGUGGUACAAUAGACUUAGUUGAAUUCCAAGCCCUUUAUAAUUACAUCAAUGCAUGGUUAGGUGUUUUUCGUGGUUUCGAUCAUGAUAAUUCAGGAACUAUACAGGAGAAUGAACUUAAUGCAGCUUUAACACAAAUGGGAUAUAGACUAAGUCCAGAAUUUAUUUCAUUUCUUAUAAAAAAAAGUGAUCCUAAUAGUCAUUCUUGUAUCACUAUUGAUCAGUUCAUUGUGUUAUGUGUUCAGAUUCAAAGAUUCACAGAAGCCUUUCGAGUAAGGGACUCUGACCAAACAGGAACCAUUACUAUCUCUUUUGAAGACUUUUUAGGUGUUGCACUUAGCUGUAGUACAUAACAAUUCUUAUUUUCUUAACAAUUACUGCUUUUUAAUUAUUUAAUUUAAUUUAAUCAGGUAUAGUACAACUGCUAAUAGCAUAAUAUUACACUUAAAGUUCCAUUUUAUUGUAAUUCAUAAUCAAUAGUACCUUAUUAUGUUUAAUGAAUAUGUUAUUACAGAAGUAGCGUCUUUUAUUAGAUAGAAAAUAAUUUUAAUUAUAUACGACUUUGCAACAUCUUGUAUUUGCAAGAAAGCUUUUAAAUUAAUGUUUAUGUAUAGCUAAAGUUACUUAGCAUAAAAUACAACGUGACUGAUGGUUCCAUUAAUUUAAUUCUGUUUAAUAU